Penicillium maclennaniae is the source of this 2415-nucleotide messenger RNA. RefSeq names its product ubiquitin-protein ligase dscA (gene dscA). The transcript has a single exon. NCBI's taxonomy places the organism in Eukaryota, Fungi, Ascomycota, Eurotiomycetes, Eurotiales, Aspergillaceae. The record is from RefSeq and is a predicted model, not a curated record. The coding region runs from base 1 to 2415 and encodes 804 amino acids.
AUGGAUAACCGCGGUUCUUUCUUCUUCCUCCUGCUGGUGUUCUACCUGCUCCUCAGCUCACAGUCGCGUCCUCCGCUGAUAGAUGAGGACCGGGAACGCCGGCGUGAGCUCGAUCGAGAGCGUCAUGCGAUCCGUCUGUUGAACCAGUCGAAGUAUGGGGACUUCGAUCCGCCGGCGGAUCAUUGGCUUCCCUUCGCAGGAGUUCGGCAGAAUGACAGUUAUGCAUGGGAUCUCUUGCCGAACGUUCAAAGUCGCGUGCGACACCAGUUACAGACUGUUCUCACGACUGCCGGGCUCGAGCCUCCGAUAGGUCUGGACGACUUGAACCCGUCGGCGCCGUCGAACUUGACGAAGCUGUUUCUCCCGGUGUAUCGCAACACUACAGGGAAGCUACGGGGUGACUGGGUGAGGCAAGACGAUGUACAGCGCAAAACACCUCUAAACACGUCUACUAUCGCUCACGAGCACGAGUACUUCACUCAUGAUUUUAGCUCUAAUAUUACUGGCAGCAGUGGUACUUUCUCCUUUGAUCUUGAAGAAGGAGGCGGACAGGAACUUCGGCGAGGUGAAGGUCUAGUACGAGAGAUUAGAGCGAGCUUGACGGUCGAGAGCGAGGACUUCUGGGGUAGCACCUGGUAUCUCUCGUUGCUUGGGAUGCACUUCCCAGAAACUGGGUCAAUCAUUCUCACUACCUCGAGUGAAAAGUUUGGUGGAAUAUUUGCUUUGCCUCACUUUGCGCUUUCCUCCGAUACAUAUGAGCUGUCACAUCAGCUUCUGCUCAAGUCUCUCUCAGAUAGCAUGUUGGACAGGCAGUAUCGCCCUCCAACCUUGUUCCCAUGGGCUUCUUUGGCUGGCUCGGAGCAGAUGGAAUUCCCGGCGCCCAAAUGUGAACACAUCAUCUUCCUUCAGCAGCAUCCUGUUGUCAUUGAUGGUGCUAUCACCGAUCGGUUACUGUUGGAGCGAAUGGAAAGAGAGCUUAGGUUCCCGACAGGCGCACCAAUCCCGGACUCUCCUCCCAUGGUUAUGUCUGCCGUGGUCUUCUCUCCCGACUGCGGGUACAUACUCGAAACGACAGGGGCACCGGAAUACCCUCCUUCUGAGUCUUUGUACCUGUCUGGGCCCAAGUAUGAGGAAUUUAGUAAAUAUGCUGCUCGUCUCAUAUUCGUCGUUGCCGCCGUCUUUGUCGCACAGAUCAGUCUUCUCUUGCGCCAGAUCAAAGAGGCCUCGACCCCUUCAACGCGGAGCCGCGUCAGUUUCUAUACCAUUGCAUUAAUGGCGCUGGGAGACGCUUUUGUUCUCACCUUCAUCAUUUUGGAGCUUUACGCCGCAGUCUCCUUCUUGGUCCUGGCAACCGCGUCGUUCUUGGCUUUCCUUUCCGUCAGUUACAUCGGCAUGAAAUUUAUGAUGGAGAUCUGGGCUGUUCAGGAGCCAGAACGGCGAGAUGAACGGCCAGUCAGUGCACCGGCUCCCACUACGCAGCCUGGAACUCUUCCGUUGCCUGCGACUGCGGCGGUCAGAGAUACUGGUGCCACGCCUAUUAUUUUGACACCUGAUCAAGAUCCUCCGGAAGAUGAUCUGGAUCCGACACCAACUACCAAUCGCACUACUCCUCCAACCCCGAGACAGGUACGCAGUGAUGUCGGGGCCAUGUAUGCGCGCUUUUAUCUCGCCCUUUUCGGGAUGCUCAUCUUAUCCAUUUGGGCCGUUCUUCUGCCAAGGCGCUUGGGAGGCAUCUAUGCACGCGCGUUGUCAGGAAUUUACCUCUCAUUCUGGGUACCGCAAAUUCACCGCAACGUGAUGCGGAACUGCCGUAAAGCGCUGCGUUGGGACUUCGUCAUCGGUCAAAGCGUCCUCCGGCUAUUCCCAUUCUUGUACUUCCUCACUGCUCGAGGAAAUGUGCUUUUCAUUAAACCCGACUGGACGACCGCUUUUGCGAUGGCCGGCUGGAUGUGGUUGCAGGCAUGGGUUUUAGCUAGCCAGGAUAUUCUAGGCCCGCGGUUCUUCAUCCCACGGGGUUGGGCACCUCCUGCCUACGACUACCAUCCAACUCUGCGUGACGGUCCUGGACCAAAUGACGACCUCGAGUCUGGAGGCUCUCUAUCGAUCGCCUCUCUUCGCGGCGACGAGCGGGAUAUGAUUACUGAAUCCAAGGAUGACGACAAGCAUCGUUCUCGUGACCGAAAGAAGGUCAUAUUUGACUGUGCCAUCUGCAUGCAGGAUAUCGAGGUUCCUGUUCUCCCGGCGAUUACUUCUGCGGGCGGAAGUAGCGUGACUGAUGGUGCUGCAAGCAUAUUGAGUCGACGACAGUACAUGGUGACUCCUUGCCGGCAUAUCUUCCAUACUGCCUGUCUUGAGAGUUGGAUGAGGCUUCGGCUCCAGUGUCCAAUUUGCCGCGAAUCUAUCCCUCCUGUAUAG